Trichoderma gamsii is the source of this 234-nucleotide messenger RNA. RefSeq lists its product as hypothetical. NCBI's taxonomy places the organism in Eukaryota, Fungi, Ascomycota, Sordariomycetes, Hypocreales, Hypocreaceae. The coding region runs from base 1 to 234 and encodes 77 amino acids. The record is from RefSeq and is a predicted model, not a curated record. The transcript has 2 exons.
AUGUACCGAAUAUUCCGGGCAUUUUUUUUUCUGCCAAGGGCUGGACAAAAUAAGAGCAUACGAGUUAUAGUGGCAGAACCGGCGAUUUUUUUCGGCACUUCCCAGCAGCUUAUGACGGGGGAAGCGAAAACAAGAAUUACAGUUACUAGCAGCUACUACUACAGGCUAUUAGAGCCCUCUUUAGAAGCAGGGCGUGGAUAUGAGGAAACAAUCCCAAAAAGGCAGGAUUGUUGA